CAUACAGGCUUGGAGCAAGCAUAUCGUAAAACGUAAUGGUUGAAAUGUAAAUACAUGCAUUCAUUGCCUCCCAGUGCAUAAGACAAAUAAAUACUAAAUACAUGACAUUCCAAGAAUCUUUUAAAAAAAGUUAUGUCUCUGUGAAAAAGUUUACGAAUUAAAUUUUAUUUUCGUUUAAUAUUUUAGUUUAUUUUUUUUGAAAUUAGCAAUGAGAAGAAAAUGACUGAUUUAACAAAUCGACCUGGUGUUACAAUAAAUGUACCAACAACACAACAACAAAAUAAUUCAACACCACAAAUUACAAAUAAAUCAUCGGCAACAACAGUAAAUACGACAAUAUCGUCAACAAUUUGUACAAAAAUGGCAGCUAGUGAACCAAAAAUUGUCCGGAAAUUGUUACCAUUUGCCGCAUUCUUAAUAACAUUUGCAACGGUUAUGACUAUAUUAAUUGUUUAUAUGGAUACAACAGCAAUGAGACAUCAUCAAUUUCAAAUCAACAUGACGCAAGAUUAUGAUAUUGGUGUUGCACAAGAUAAUGAAAAAUUAAUAUUAUUCAUUCGAGAAUUUUGUAUACGUCCAGCAAUCGAUUCGUCAAUGAGUCACAAGAGUUUUGAUGUGAUGCAUCAAAAGCAAUCAGAAAAAACUAUUGAACCUACAGAAAAAGAAAAAUUUGUUGCUGAUUUACUUGACAAUAAGAAAUAUGGAACGUUUAUUGAAGCUGGUGCAUAUCGACACGAUCGUAUUUCAGACACUGAAUGGUUGGAACGAAAUCUUUCAUGGACUGGUCUUUUAAUACAAACAUAUUCGAAAGAUUUAUUUAGUUUAUUAAAACGUGGCCGAGCUAAAUCCAAAUAUAUUCAUGCGUGUUUAAGUACUCAACCACAUCCAAAAGAGAUUACUAUACCUCAAGAAACACAAGAUGGCGUUAAAAUUAACAGUGUUCAAGCAAACAGUGUAUUCUCCGACGAAUCCGAAUGGUUUAAUACACGUAUCAAAUGUUUCCCCCUCUAUUCGUUGAUAUUAGCAAUGAAUGCAACGACAAACUUAGAUUUUCUUAGUUUAGAAACGGAUUGUAAUGAAUUUGAAAUAUUAUCAACGUUACCAUUCGAUCGUGUUAAAAUUAAAGUAAUCUCAAUACAUUUUCCACCGUGCAAUUUAUUUGCGGCACAACAGAAACCCACAAUUAGUAGUUUAAAACGAUUUUUUGCAUCGAAUAAAUAUAAUUAUGUGAAGCAUUUUGGUGAUGAUUAUAUAUUUGUAGCGAAAGUAUGAAAAAGACAUGGGAGAUUUUUUGUUUUGUUUUGCAAACAAUGUUCCUUAGGGAUUUUCUCUUUCUCUCUCAAUUUUCAACUGAAAAUUACGCUUUAGUAAGUGAGUGUAAAGAAAAAUUUAGUUAAGUGAGAUUUCAAAAGAUUUUCGAUGUAAAUUUCAUUGAAUUGUUGUCCAGAUUUGUAGCUUCAAGCCUAAUUUACAAUGGGAAUCACGAGGUACUUACCAAAUCGAUUAGGUUUUAUUACCGUCGUUGAAUGAUUAUGUUUUGGUAAUUUUUAAUUCAAAAAACUAAAACUUCAGAAUUGUUCUUCACAAAACAUUCUGUGGUAUUCCUGAAAAUGAAUCAUACAAGGAUGUUCUAUAACUGGCUGCAGACCUUUCGCUUCCUGAAUAAGCU
Molecule: messenger RNA, 1669 nt
Organism: Chrysoperla carnea
Lineage: Eukaryota; Metazoa; Arthropoda; Insecta; Neuroptera; Chrysopidae
Gene: S
Product: protein Star
Exons: 5
Coding region: 220-1272 (350 amino acids)
Source: RefSeq, a predicted model, not a curated record